AUGAGGGGUGGCAGCGGGCCCCAAGGAUUGACGUCGGGUAUUAGUGGAAACAGGAGCUUGGUCGCGAGCGCGAGCUUCAACAAUGGACGCCUGGCCGCGGUGCGUUCACGAUUACGGAAUCGCGAGGUCUCCGAACGGAAACAGGUCGGCGACGCCGAAAGUAUGAUUAACGAGGAGCCCAACGUCAUGCAACCGGGCGGGGCGAGCGAAUGGCUCGAAUGA
Molecule: messenger RNA, 222 nt
Organism: Capronia coronata CBS 617.96
Lineage: Eukaryota; Fungi; Ascomycota; Eurotiomycetes; Chaetothyriales; Herpotrichiellaceae
Exons: 1
Coding region: 1-222 (73 amino acids)
Source: RefSeq, a predicted model, not a curated record